AUGCCUAUCAAACUGGUGGUGGAGGAAGAAGAGGAGUACCACGCACUCAGGGGCACCGGUAAUGCUCGCAGGAAUAUCAAGGCAGCAACGGUAGUAGAAUGGAAGAGAGAGUUGAACACCGUGAUUCCUAACCCGAAGCCCGACGUACCCAGCAGAGAAUCAUGGCACCUUGUGAAGCUGUUUAGCAAUCCGCAUCAAUCUGGCCUUCGGCAGCGAUGUACCAAGCUGGCUCAGGCCAUUGGCACCUGGCAGCCAUCGUUACGGGACGCAUUGAUGGCACGCCGCAAACAGCUAGAUCAAGCGAUCGAAGGUCUCGGUGUUCACGGAUUGACGGCCGAUCACAGCGGAUCGCUGAUCUCGCUGCACGUGGCACUGAAAAAUGAACUCCAGCGGCACAUCGACACCUACAAAACCGCCAUACACAAACUGGAGGAGCUUAGCACCGUGACGGUUAAUCCAGAUCCUGCCCAAUCCUCCCACCAGCGGUUGCUGGCCAUCAGCCACGGGGACAUCCAGCAGCGGUUGAUCGAUAACAAAACACUACUCACCAUGCUUGACAAACCGGCACUCAAACAGCUCAGUCAGCUGUUGGAAAACCUGACGCAGCGGGUCCAAAACGAUAAGGAGGCGCUGUUCUGCGUGGGACAGAUCCGGCGCAUCGAUACCUCAGCGAACACGGAGGAGAGACCUGCAGCUGGCCUGUUGAUGAACUACUCUCGCGGUUGCGAAGCCGUUCUGGGACUGAUGGGACCCCUGUCGGCACCUAGCAGCCCAACGAGCAAUGGAUGCGGCAGCGGAAGCGAUGGUUACCACUCCGAUUCAGACACAGACGAAACUAAUUCCGAACUGGUGCGACAAUACGGUACGAUGUAUAGCAAGAACCGAAUCGACACGUUGGAUUCGCUCAAUAGUUUACCGCAGCUGAAACACGCCCACCAGCUCAAAGCCAAGAUACUGUUCUCGAUUAUUGUGUUGGCAUUUCGCGCCUGCCAUGGCCUGAAGGAACGCAAAGUACUCGAAGUGCGCCGAACGUUGCACGUGCUGGAUGCGAACGACGACGCGACGGCCGCGCUGGACCGGGCCGUUCGGCAGAAUCUCAAAGACACCGCCGACCGGUUUCCGAUGGGCGACGUCGAGCGACAGGUUGCCAAUCAGGUGCUGUCAACGCUGCAUGAGUAUCCUUGCCUGGAGGCUUGCAUCCCGUUGAUCCACUACAUCAGCGACUGUGUGCGGCUGGCUUGGAAGAUGACCAACCAAACGGUGCCCUACUACCUGGAUACGGAUUUUACAUUGG
Molecule: messenger RNA, 1294 nt
Organism: Armigeres subalbatus
Lineage: Eukaryota; Metazoa; Arthropoda; Insecta; Diptera; Culicidae
Biological process (GO): mitophagy by internal vacuole formation; mitochondrial protein catabolic process
Cellular component (GO): mitochondrial outer membrane
Source: RefSeq, a predicted model, not a curated record